AUGAAGAAUAAAUCCAAAUUAGAAUCUUUCUCAAAAAGAAACAAUCUAGGUUCCAUGAUCGAAGAAUCUAGAAACGAAUCAAGCCGUUGUAAGAACUUUCCAAAAGUUCGCACAGAUGUGCAGAAUGAAGAUGACGAAAAGUGUUACUUAAAUAAGGAAGUUUUAUUCUUUUAUAACAAACCUAAGGAUUUUAUUUAUCAUUCAGAUAAGUAUACAUCGUCAAAGAAGAACUGUUCACCUAGCGAUUUUAACAUGAAGUGCACAGAACUGAGAAAAAAAAGUGAUGAAUAUAAUAAUAGUGAAAUUUUGCAGAAUCAGGAAAAUCCAGUAUUGUUCGACAAAGGUAUCUCAUCGCAAGAAACAAAUAGCAUUAAUGAUAAUAUUACAUAUGAAGAAAGAAUCAUCACUGAUAGGAAAAGAGAACCCACCUUUAGUAACCAGGAUCCAUUAGAUAAUGUGUUUCAUCAAAGGCUCAUAAUACUCAAUAAAAAUCAUUUGUGCAAUGAAAAUUAUUCCUACUUGAACGAUAAAAACGAUGAUGUAGAUUCUGAGAAAGAAAAGGAUAUAGAUGUUCUAAGUCAGUACAAUGUGAGACAUGCAUUCAAUAAUGUGAAUAAAAGAAGAGAAAAAUGCUAUAAUGAAAAAACAAAUAACUUUUCUUCAAGUAUUAUAAAAAAGGAAUGGAACACAAACCAUAUAGAAAAAAAUGAGAAAAGCCAUUCGAAUGAAACGACAAAAAAUAACAAUACGAAAGAUAAAAGAGUUGACGACUUUGCAAAAAUAACAAAAGAAGUGUACGCUAGAAAUAAAUACACUUUCAUCAAUGCAUAUGAUACAAAAAAGUGUACGAACACGAAUGAAAAACAAAACAACGGAAUCAAUAGGAAUGGUGAAAGUAGUAUCCCAAUUCGAAAAAAAAAGUUUGCAGAUUUAUCGCAUUUUGGAAUUUUAAAUUAUAAAGACGAAGAAGUAGAUUCAAACAAUUUCAACAUUACCAAUGGCCCAUGUGAUAUGAAUAAGAGCACACAAUUUCGAAGUAAUAUUAAUGAAUGCAGAUCUAGUAAAUCAGAAGACAUGAUAAAAUCAGAUAGAUUAAAAAAUGAUGUGCACGAAUUUAGCAAAACAGAAAAAAGUCUUAGAGAUAUAAUUAAAGAAACUGAAUUCAAAAGAACAGACAUGUUUAUUUCUGAUAUGGGAGGCUCAAAUUGUUCAGAUAAUCCACUUGUUAUGAACAACUAUAAUGAUAACUAUGCACAUAAUUCUAAGAAAAUUAUAAAAAAAGAAAUGUCUAGACGCUUAGAUAAUUGUAUUUCUAUGAAUCAUGUAAGCUUGGAAGAAAAAUGGGAUAAAUAUUUUGAAGUAGAACAUAAAAAUAACGCAGAAAAGGGAAAAGAAGCUCGAGAAGUAAAAAAAGGAGCCACCUUAAAAAUUAAUAUCAAUCAGCAGAUAACCAAUCCAUCCAAAUGGGUUCUAAAAGACCCAUUUAACAAAUCUAAAGGGAGAAAAUCAAAUGAAAAUGUAUCUCUCUCACUAAAUAAUAAUGAUUUAUCAGAUACUGUAGACACAUUUAAUUUUUCUCAUCCAAAGACAAACAAGCUGGUAUAUAUAGAAAAUACUAAAAGAGAUAACAAACUUACCUCCUAUGCAGUGAAAGGCACAAAUUUGAUUGAACCUGGAGAGAUGGAAAAACAAAAUUAUUACGUAUUAAAUCAUCAGAAGUAUGAAAAUGGUUCCAAUUCUGUUCAGGUGGGAGCGACACAAGAGUAUGGCCUUUUUACUCCUGCUAAUGUGGGCCUCAUGAAUAGGAAAAAAGGUUAUCAAAAUUGUGAAAAUUAUCAAAAUUGUGAAAAUUAUCAAAAUUGUGAAAAUUAUCAAAAUUGUGAAAAUUAUCAAAAUUGCGAAAAUUAUCAAAAUUGCGAAAAUUAUCAAAAUUGUGAAAAUUAUCAAAAUUGCGAAAAUUAUCAAAAUUGCGAAAAUUAUCAAAAUUGCGAAAAUUAUCAAAGCUAUCAAAAUGUGGGUCUCAUACAAAGCGAGGAAAUGCUAAGCAGUGAAAAAAAUUUUAAACACCCAUUCUUACCUAAUUCUAACCCACUUACGAAUAAUAAAAAAGAGCUUGAAAGUAACAGCUCAAAAUUUUGCUCAUUUCUAGGGGGGAAAAGUUACACGGAUGAUGAUAUUGUUGGAGAGAAGGGUCAACUAAAUAGGAGUAGAAGCAACAUUAGACAAGUUAAAAGGGAUAGUAAACAAGUUGAUCACACAAUUUUGAUGAAAGAAAAAAUACAGGAAACAAGACAAGUUGAAAUUAAUAACAAUUCGGAAAAUGUAGAAUAUUGUGCUUAUUCACCUCGUUUUGGAGCAUCGAAUUACACAACUUCCUCAUAUAAGGAAGGAGUGGAAGACAAUGAAGAUGAUGAAGAGAUAAGAAAAAAUAAAAAAUUGAAUCUAUUACUACUAUCGAAAUGUUCUUUACGGGAAAGAUUAUUAAACAACAGAAAAAAAAAGGAAUAUAUGAAAAAUGAUAAAAAGAAGCACACAUAUUCGUUGCUUAAAAAUGGACAUGGAAAAUUGGCAAAAAAACAGAAUAAACAGGUGUCUACUACUUCUAGGAAUAUAUCAGAAGGUUUAGUAGAAAAUACAAAUCUAGAAUUAUCAGGAAUGCGCAUAAAUGAUGAGAAGAUAAACACUUCCAUUAUUUCCGAUGCACUCAAAUUAAUUGAUCUGAAAUCAACAGAGGUGAACUACAAGAAUAGAAUAAACCGUCAGGAAAAUACGAAAAAAGGAGACUCAAGAAUUAAUUACAAUAAUGUAAAAAAUGAAAAAUAUGGAAAAAACACAAAUACAUUUCGUAAGUAUCUCAAAAUAGGUAGCAAAAAGAGUGACAUUAAUAAACAUGUUAAGAUCAAAUCUCCUUUUAUAUCAAAACAAAAUAAUAUUCCUAUAAGUGGAAAAUUAAUGCAUAACGAAUCAUUUAAGUCUUUAAAAAUGCUCAAGGAAGAACGUCAAAACAGGCAUUAUUAUUCGUGUCAACAGAAUAGCAACCUGAACAGGUCAGAAAAAAUUAUUUAUGAAAAGAAAAAUAUGAAAAGCAAAGAUCACAAGUCCAUUUUUUGUCAAAAUUUAGGAUAUAAAAAGGAUAUAAAUCAAGAAAAUCUAACAGAAGGCGAUGAAAAGAAUGAUGAAAAUCAAAUUUACAAUAUUCCUUCUUGCCAUAGCUCAAGUUCUUAUGAAAAUCGUCCCAUUUGUUCACUUAACAACUCUAACAUGAGUUAUCAUUUCCAAGAAGACCAAGAUGUGACAAACACAACAUAUACACGUAAACACAAUCUUCAUCAAAUGACAAAACGUGACUCUUAUGAUAGGGAACAUCUAAGAAGUGCCAUCAUUCCAUAUCACACAAAUGUACCACUAAACGAAAAAAAUUCCAAAAAGGACCACAAAAUGGGAGACAAAAUGGACGACAAAAUGGGCGAUAAAAAGGACAACAAAAGGGACAACAAAAGUGAAGUGAAUGCAAAAAAAAAUGUUUUGUUUAAGAAAAAAAAUACGAAACAUAACGACGCAUUAAUCUGCAACAAACAUGAGGUAGACAAAGGGGCGAGAAUGAAAAUGAUAAGCAGCAUUGUGAGUGAUCCUAUGGGGGAUCAAAUAAUGGAAAUGUGCAAAACGGAUGAGAAGAAAAUUAAUGCAAAGAAAGGGAAUGUGCUGAAAAGGAACAAAAAAGAAAAAUAUCCUCUAGACAUUGUGGUCUCGUACAAAUGCAAGAAUAUUUAUAUCAAAAUUAAUGUGGACACAAAUAAUGAAGAACUAGUAAAACGAACACAACACAAAUUUCCCAAAAGUAGUUUAGAGUUUAAAUUAAUUACAACAAAGUUUAUAGAUGGGUUUAUCAAAUCUACUGAAUCAAAGAUUUAUAAAUCAUCAAAUGUAAUAUUACAAAAUGCUGAAACUGAUGUAUUUUAUAAUAUUACUAUUCAUGCGUACAGUAAUGUCCUGUCUAGCCUAUGGUUGUAUUCAUCUGUUUCUUUCUAUCUCACUAAAUUUAAUGUUGAAAAGAUUAAAUUAAAAACUCCUUCAUCUGUCACGUUUAGCAAAAAUGAGGAGUUCAGAAACGGAACCUUAAGUAGUGCCAAUGUGGAAAAAGGUACAUCCAAAGCUACAGAAAAAAGCAUAAAAAAAGGUGUCUUAAAAAGUGCUCCACAAAUUAUCCAACAAAAGGAGAGAAAAAAAAAUACACCUGAGAAAAGCAAAAAUGAUAUAUCUACUUUUUUUAAAAGCUCUCCAGAAAAAAAUAAGAUUUAUCAAGUUUUGGAACAGGAGAAGGAAGAAAAUUUUCUCGUAGAUAACUCUUCCAGUUCCUACGAUGAUGAUAUUUCUUCUGUUGAAAGCGACGUUCACAUUGAAAAUAUAAAUAUUUGGUGCGUAAAAAAUGGUGAAAAUGAAUAUAUAAGAGGUCAACAUAACAAUAAUGGUGAAAUUUAUAAGAAUCCCGAAACGGUCAUUCCAGGUGAAAGAAAUGGAGAACAGCUUAACGAAGGUAGUGAUAGCAGUUCUACCUAUGAUGAACAGUUUUUAGAUUUUCAUCAACUUAAUAAAAGUAAAAUAAAAAAUGAAUUCCAAAAUAUUCAAUACGACAAGGAGGGUGACAGAAAAGGAAGAGAAAACAUGGAUCCACACAACCUUGUAGUCGACGUGGAAACCUUUGAGGAAGACACUGUUAGUAACUCUACUCCUAGGGAAGAUAAAGAUGUCAACAAUUAUAAUAAAAGAAAAACACAUAAAAAAUAUGAUAAGAAUAAAGAAAUGAAUGGAAAUGGGAUAGAAAAUUCGCGCCAAAUGGCUCCAACAGAUAAGACUAACAUGAAUAAUGUAACUACGAAUAAUAAUACGAAGGAGGAUCAGUCAAAAAACUCAUCAAAAUUUGUCAAAUAUUUAAAUGAGGAUAAUGAGGGAAAUUCAAAGUGUUCCGAAUUUUUCAUAGAAAAUAUCAAUAAUGUGCAGGACUCAUUUAAAUCAUUUUCAAAUACUACAUUAGUAAAGGAAGACACAAAUUUGAAUUCUUUCAUAUUUCCCAACAUUCACAUAUCUAGGAAUAUUAAAGAGAAUGAAAUUGCUACAGCAGAAUUGCAAAAAAGAAAGAAUCCAUCUACUAAUGAUCUAUCCAUUAAGAAAGAUAAAAAUAAUUUAGGUACUAAUUUUUAUAACAUUUCUCAAGGUGAUACCACAACGGAUGUUUCUAUUAAAAGAGAGGACACUUAUAAUAUCAAGGAACAUAUUCCAACGAUAUACCUGCAAAAAGAAGAAAAGUUCGCACAAAUGGGCACAGUGUUAAGUAAAAAAUGGGAUGAAGAUAGUAGCACAAAUAAUAUGGUCAAUUCUAAGGAAAAUGAAGAAAAAGCACGCCAUAAACACAACAUCGAUAGUUACACUGUUGAGGAAGAGCAUAUCCCUAACAAAAGUGACACACAUGAAAGUAAAGAGCACUACUUGUCGAGCCUAAAUCACACUGAUUCGCACAAAGAGGAUGCAAAUUCGUGUAAAAAUGAUACAGAUUCACACAGAAAUGAUGCAUCUUCUAAAGAAGACCAUGCAAAAGGCACUAUUAAUAAAAGCUUUGUACAAAUUCCUUCUAUGGAAAAAUGCAUAAGAAAAAACAUUCCGAGUAAUUUUCCAUAUUUGCCAAAUGAAGACAUGCAUCUCGCUAAAAAUGAACCCAUUUCGACAUCAAAUCUUGUUUUCACAAGAGAUACAUUUGUGUAUAAUAAUGAAGAGGAAGAUGCAGAGUGUCGCAAAGAAACUCAAUCAAAAAAUGAUAAAAAAGAUGUCAACCAGUUGAACGAAACUGACAAUGUGAAGAAUCAGAAGGACAUGAAUUAUACUCAUUCAAAUGGUAUGAAUUAUGCUCAUUCGAAUGGUACGUACAGAUUUGUUGAGGGUCAGGAAAAAACAGAGAAACACCCAAAUUUACUCACCGAACAUGAGCAUGAAUCUGAACGUGAACCUAUUAUUGGGGAUAACAUUUUGCAUAAAAAUUCAGCAGAAAUUCCAAGUUCCAAUUGUCGAAUUAAUAAAGAUUUCAUAUUUCACGAUGAAGUCAACAAACUCAGUGAGAGAAACACUCCAGAUGUUCGGCAGGGCGAAUAUUUGUACAGCAAAAAUUUGAUAUCUUACAAAGGUGGAAAUCUGGAAAACAAAACUCGUGGUCACUCUAUCAAUGAAGUAUAUAAAAAUACCACUGUCCCAAAUGAUAAGGGAGUUCAUAAAUUCACUAAGUUCAUAAACGGAAGUUCUCAUACCAUUAAAGGUAUGUAUAUACCUCCUGCAUUGUCUAGUAUUUGCAAAACAUACAACAGUAAAAAUAAUGCAAUACCUGCCCCAGCUCUUGACAAAUUAGUGAAUAUUCAAAAUAAGAACAUACCAUUACAAUUUCCCAAAUGUGUAGAAGUGGGGAAUAUGAAAUAUAUGCAUGAUUCGUGUUUUAACAAAAUUAGUGGAAAAGUCAACUUAACGAAUAGAGCUAAUAUGGUAAAUUGCAAAAAUUACGUGGGAUGUAAUUUAAGUAAAGACUUUGUGAAUAAGUAUGGACAGAGUGAUAAAGAAAAUAUCCCAUAUGCUGGUCUAAAUGCAAAUAAGGAAAAAAUGUAUAAUUCAGAAGAUUUAUUAUAUAAAAAUAAUAAAUAUAAAAAUGUGAGAUGUGCAUAUGAGAAUGUGGAUACCACAUCGUGUUACAACACUAAUAUGUGUACUAUCAAUAAAGAUCGAUAUACAAAUGUACCAUGUUCCCCUUUAAGGUUCUACCAGGAUGGUGUAAAUUAUCCAAGUGUGUCGAUAAAAAAAGGUGCAAACAAAAAUGAAGAAAAUUUUGCAAAAGAGGUAGAAAAUAAUUUCAUAAGUUCUAAAAACAGUAACAGAAAAGAUGUGGAAUGCAUGGGUAUAAAUCUGAUUCAUGAAGAAAACAAUCCUCAGAUGCCGGUUCAACCAAACCAGAGGAUUAAUUUUCCUAACGAAGAAAAAAAACAUAUUCCAUAUAAUUACAACCUUAGUAGAGAUAAUUAUAAUGAGAAUUAUCAUAACCACUUUGACGAUUCCCAAAACGUAAGAAAUAACAGCUCUCAUAAUAAAGAACUUUUUCCAAGGUUCCAUCCGUUGCUGAACGAAAAUGUAAGUAACUACAUGAAAGGGAAUGUUACAUCUGAAAAAGGGAUGACAAAUAUCUAUGGAUCUAUUAAUAAUUUCCCCAGUACUACCUAUGCACAAAUAAGCAAAUUCAUUACGAAUAACAAAUCGGAUAGUGCUGAUAGACAUCCAUGUCAAUACAGCUUAACUAAGAGUGAUAACUUUUACAAUGCAAAUUUGUGUACAAAUGUUAGAAAAGUUAAUAAUAAUAUUAACAUGUUCGCUUAUAAUGAUGAAGCCAUUACAGCUCAUAUAGAAAAACAAAAAAAAAGUACAAACAAAGGCGUUCUUUUUUAUCCCUAUAUGCAACAAAAUAUUCCCAAUUAUUCUGCAAAGGUGGCAAAUAAUUUUUACAAUUUCAAAAAUGGAAACAAAUUACCUAGUUAUAAUCACACUCGUGAUACAAAAAUACAAGCAGAGAAUCUAAAUAAAAAUAUAAUGAAUUAUAAUCUAAAUGUUUUAAAAAAUAAGAACAAAGGUUAUUUAGAAAGGGAACUUGUCAAACCCGUUAUGUACCCCCAUACAACAUACGGCCAUAAUAAAUAUUCUUCACAAAAUGGUGGUACAUUACCCAAUGAUGAUCUUAAAAAAAAAGAUAUGCUUCUAUUUUCACACGGAAUACCAAACGUACAGAUUGAAAAUCCUUAUUCACUUUUCAAAAUGAAUCAUGAAAAAUUAAAAUACUCUGUAAAUACUGAUCCAAAUGAUAACCCUAGUCCCGUUGAACAUGUAGGGCAUGCAGAACAUUCUGGAAAACAUAUACAUGGGAAAUCCUGCAAGUAUGUUCCUGGUGCUAAAAUUCUUCAUGGAACUCCCGGCAGUAACAUGGGGAAUACCCUACACUAUUCCACAGUUAAUACAUGCCAAUACAUGCCUCAAAAUUUGUCCUAUAAUUUGGCUCAUAAUAUGGCCUACAAACUUCCCCAUAAUUUGCCUCGUAGUAGGCCCCAUAGUCUUCCUAACAAUGGGGAUCCCAACAUGCAUCACAAUAGACCUCACAAUGGGUCUCAACAUCUACCUCUAAAUGUGCCUCUCAAUCUGUCUCACAAUCUUCCUCACAAUCUUCCUCACAAUCUUCCUCACAAUCUUCCUCACAAUCUGCCUCACAAUCUGCCUCACAAUCUGCCUCACAAUCUGCCUCACAAUCUGCCUCACAAUCUGCCUCACAAUCUGUCUCACAAUCUGCCUCACAAUCUGUCUCACAAUGUUAAAUUAAACAGUUCACACAAAAUUAUGCAAGGCACGUGGGGAGAACAUUCUUACGAUGCGCCAACUAAUGGGCCCAUGCCCAUCUUGAAAGGAAACCUGAAAAUAAAAUUGGGUAAUAAGUCAAAUAAGGAGUUGGGUCAUGUUCCAAGCGAUAAGUCCAGCGAUGACAUAAAGUGCAAUUCGAACACCUGCGGACGAAGCAACCAAAGCAAUCAAACCAAUCAAAGCAGCAACUUCUGCAGUGAGUAUCGAACCCCUGGAGCUAGUCUAAUAGAACAGAAUUCCAUAUAUGAAGAAGAUAAAAUGAAAAAAGUGUAUCCAUAUAGAAAUUUGGCCAAUCAACCAUCUCAUCAGGGGGAAAAAUUAGUAGCCUCACUUACCGCAACUGAAAAUAUCAAAGGAAACAAAAAUGGAACAGUUUCUUUACUAAAUGAGACGUCAAUAAAAAAAAAUAACCCUCCUUCAAAUGAUGUUUCUCCUUUGAAUAUACCCCAAAUGAAUAAUAAAUUGAAUUUUACCAAUGACAAAAAGCUGAAUUCGCACACACAUUUCAAAUCAUUUCAUCAAACAAAUGAUAGUGUAAAAUGUGAAAAAAGGAAUGAUGAAGCCCACAAAUUCGAUCUAAAAUACAAUGAAAUAAAUUUUAGAAAAAUAGAAAGUAUAGAACAGACAAGUACACAAUUGGCGGAUCAUGUAAACAAUAUGUCCAAAGAUAGUACUAUGUCAUGUUAUGCAAAUGAAUGUACAUAUGCAAAUAACAUUUUUAAAAAAAAUGAAAAUUUAUUAGGAAAAAAUAGAAAAUUUUCACCCUUUUUUGGAAAACGUACUAGUGCAAAUUUUUCAAAUAAUGAUAAUUGUGAAGAGUACACACAAAAUGAAUACCCAAUUACUCCUCAAUCGUUUCAAUUAAGUAUUCAGCUAGAUGAACGAAAAUGGAGAAGAAUUAACUUUACAUGUGAUGAUUUCCUAGAUGACAAGAUCAACAAAUUUAUUAAAAAUAAUAACUUAAAGAAAAUGUUUUUAAUUCCUUUACGGGAAAAAAUGAAGUACAUGUUACAAAACAAAGUGACAAAUUGGAGCAUGAGCAUUACUGAAAUGUUGUGA
Molecule: messenger RNA, 9486 nt
Organism: Plasmodium gonderi
Lineage: Eukaryota; Apicomplexa; Aconoidasida; Haemosporida; Plasmodiidae
Exons: 1
Coding region: 1-9486 (3161 amino acids)
Source: RefSeq, a predicted model, not a curated record